AUUGGUCUACUGAAUAGGUUGCAAGGUUCACCAAUAUGGACGUGGGUAGGAGGAAAGCCUCCAAAUUGAAAUUAACCAUAAUGUAAUUUGUGCUGUAUAACAGGAUAAUUUACGGAAAAGAUGCUGUCGUUAGAUGAGGGAUGGAAGUGGCCAGCACUAGCUCUGUUUCUGUUUCUGGUGACGUUUGGUUCUGUGGGUCUCCUGAGUCUGGGCUAUGUCCUCUGUAUUCUAUGUGGAGGAUUGGUUAUGACCCUGUAUUAUGGCAGGCAACUCUCACAGAUAGCUCUAACGAUUGAGCUACCAGAUCUACCGAGAUCUAAACCAGGGAUACUCACAGUUGCAAACAAGAUGGAGUCUUCUCCCAGAGGGAAGAACUUCGACAGACGUAUGACUGGUGCCAGUGUUAUAGACGAAGCUCUUCACGAGGUUCUUACGUACGCCAUCAGAGAUUAUAUCAAGUCGUGGUACCGGCAGGUUUCUGACCACGAUGGAUUUGUACUGGACAUUAGACAAUGUGUUCAGAAGCUCACUAUCACAUUCGCAUCCAGAACAAAGGACGUAGACUGGAUGCCAUUUUUCUCUCAGAGACUCGUGGAUGACUUCGCAUCUCAUCUGCGGUUAUACAGACGAGCCCGGGAGCAUGCAGCAGUACCCCAAACGGAUGAAACUUACGCCGAGCGAGUGAAGUCCGCAUUCUUUGAUUUAGAGGUUGCUAUGGAGAAGGACAAAUGUCGAGAUUUGGUGUGUUUAGAUCCCGAGGCAGAAAAACAGUACCUGCAGAACCUCAGUGAUGUGCUUCUAUUUUUACUUCUUCCUCCAGAUGAUUUCCAGAACAAAUCAUUUAGAUAUAUUUUAAGGGAAGUGUUGGUCAAUGGUAUCUUCAUUCCCACCAUAGAAUUGUUGUCUGACCCUGACUAUGUAAACCAAUAUGUAUCCUGGUUGUGCAAAGAUGGCUCCUUCACAAAUGAGAGCUUUCUGAAUGUUAUUAAGUCUUCACAUUUGGUAGAUGAACUGGAGGCCGUGAAAGAAAUCACAGAACAGAACAUCGCCAAGUGGCGAUCGAAGGACACGGGAGGAGACGAUGACGCUGAAAUAAAACAAAAGCUGAACAGUUUGAUAUUUGUGAAGAAUAUAUGUGAAGGGAGAAUUAGACGCAUUAAGGAAGGAAGCUUAGAAGACAUGGAGGAAGCACCUGAUAUAUGCAGAGCCAAAAAUAUAUUUGUACUUAGUCUAGAUGAAAUUAUUGAAAAUAACAUUGCAUUAGCUGUAUUUAUAGAGUUUAUGACCAGUGUUUGUGGACAGCAGUAUUUAUUUUUCUAUUUAAAUGUCGAGGGUUUCCGCACAGCUGCAGGUCAGCAGAUACUGGCUGCCCAUCAGAGAGCCAUGAACGGCAUCUCCACAGAAGUGGAUCUGGAAUCUCUGCGGCGAGCAGCCAUGAUUAUACAUGACCAAUAUUUAUCUGAUAAGGCAUCAUCCAAAAUCAAAAUAGAAAGUGAUGUUGUGAAAAGGACUUUGCAGAAGAUAAAAAAUAAAUAUAUAUCUGAGGAUCUGUUUGAUGAGGUCCAGUCUAAGGUGUAUCAAAUUCUCCAUUCUGAGCAGUAUUAUGAAGCAUUCCUUCAAAGCCAAGUCUACCUUAAAAUGUUGCAGGAAAUGGGAUUGUCCAAACCGGACAACCCAGAGGAUGGUGACACCAGCAGUCUUGACGAGGAUGCAUCUACAAAGUCGGUAUCAUCCAUGAGUAUGGAUGAGUGUUCCGAAGAUUCUUCAUUGCCAAGGUCAAGGUCAGGGUCACCUGUAACCAUGGAAACAUUUAUUACAGCCUUUAUAUCUCAGACAGGAAUCGUUAAGGAAUCUGACAAAAAUUCAGGGAAGACGUAUGCGGUUUUUGCCGUCCGCGCUACAAAGGUCUGCGGAGAAGAGGAGGACGUGUCCGAGACGUACCGCAGAUACAGUGACUUUCACGACCUACACAUGUUAAUCCAAGAAAAGUAUCCAGAUUUUCAGGGACCACCCUUGCCUGGGAAAACCGUUCUUAAGAAUAUGAACAAAGACUUCUUAGAGAAAAGGAAAAGGUCUCUCAAUGUCUACCUGCAGACUUUGAUGAAACCUGAGAUUUGGGCCAAAUACCCAGGAAUGAAGGACCUAGUUCUCAAAUUUGUUGCCCCGGGACUUUGGGAGAAACACAAAAGCGAACUGGCCAGAAAGGUGGACACAAUAGUGAAUCCAAUCAAGACCUCCGUGAAAACGGUGGGCAGAGCUGUGUCGACGGAGACCUUAGUGGACGGUCUGGGAAAAGUCUUCAAAAGUGAUCCCAAUGAUCGUAGAAUGUUGAACAGUGGAAAAGUAGCAGAUGGACUCGAUGUUGAUGCAGACAACAUCCCUUUGCGGGUCAUGCUUUUACUGAUGGACGAAGUAUUCGACCUACGAGAGAAAAACACCUGGCUACGACGUCGAAUCGUUGCCGUACUCAAGCAGCUGAUCAAGGUGACGUUCGGGGAUUCCAUUAAUAAGAAAAUUGUGGAUUAUGUGGAGCUGAUGACUUCUGCCGAGCAGAUGGCAGAGAACGUCCGAAAGUUCAGGGAUUCCUUCUGGCCUGGUGGCAGUCUAGCAGAGCCUCGUGCCCAGCGAGACAACCACACCAAAAUGAGGACGCGGGUGUUGUGUAAAGCUAAAAUGUUAGGAUCUGUCUCAGAUGACUUCCGACACUUAAUGGGAACAGAAACAAUUCGUGUCGGAACCAGUCGAAUGUUCGAUAUGUUUCAACAUCAGACUUUAAACAAACGAUUUGUGUACGUCUUUCUUGAGGGAGUUAUUAUUACACUGUUUCCACAAAAUAAAUUCGCAGAGCUGUUUCAGAGACUACAUUCCCGAUCUGAGAGGGUGGCCAUUCACUUAGCCAAAAUGAAGGAGGACAGCGAAAGUGCUGAAUCAUCCACUAGACGGAGACGCAGGUGAUUGUGAGAGGUACCUCACCAGGCAGAGGUGAUUGUGGGGGGGGGGGGGGGGGGGGUUACCUCACCAGACAGUGGUGGCCGAAGUGAUUGUGAGGGGUACCUCAGUGACAUGGAUGUCAUCCAGAAACUAAUCUGUGAUUGUCCACCAUUGUCAAAAAAUUACUGCAAUAUUAUUCAAACCUCAGAGAUUUCAAAUGUCAAACCAGUUGUGAGGGGCUGUUUACGGGGGGGGGGGGGGGGUUGUUACCACCAGUGAUCCAGCUGUAUAGGCCCUGACAAGUUUGAGCGGGGAAUGUGACUUUGUAGCCAUGCUAAAAGCUAAUUUACUUUGCUUGGUGAACUCUGGAGAAAGAUUGGUAGCUAUGACAUUGACCCCAGUGAUCUGACUUAUUACAGGGUGGUUAGAGGUGGUACAACGUAAUGGCAGAGAGUUCCAUAACUGGGUACUUUUUUCCAAGUUUUCCAAUUAAGAAAACCAUGUUAAUUUCAAGGGAACAUGCACUAAGUGUGCCAGAUCAGACUUGCUUUUCCUCAUCAAUCGAUUCACACUGUACGUAGAUCAGAAAGUAUCAUCUGCAAUUUCAAUGUAUUCAAAAAAUGGUGGACGUGGAAAUACUGUAGUGUCUUCAACUCCAUAAAAAAUCAUUUUCUUCAGUAACAUUAUGUUUUCAACAGAUUUCUUUCAAAGUAUUAUCUUGAUAAUUUUGUGUCAUUUUUUUAUUGUGUAAUAGUAAAGGGUUGAUUUCCAUCAAUAUACUGCAUGGGGAAAAAAGCUAUACACGAGGAGAGUUUUUUAUGAGCUGUACUUCUGUACAGUGGACAUGGUGGAUGAUAUUUUAUUUAAAUGAUUAUUGUAUAUUGUAAAAGUAGUUAUUUACGCUGGGGGUUAAGUACGCGUUUUUCCAAUUCCAACAUUAUGCGUUGGGGAAAAAUAUGUAGUAACUGAAUAUAAUAUAUAUUAUAUCAAAUAUAUAUAACUAUAAAUGAGGGGGAAAUUUACAUUCUUAUUACAUGCUCAUGUAAUUAGUGUAAAUUUCCCCCACGCGUAAAUAACCACUUUUACAGUAGAUAAGUGUACCUAAUUAAACAAAUGGAUCAUACAAAAUGCCAUCAAUUUAUAAAGAUCGUAAAAAGUAAUGAAAAUUUUGCACAUGGUUAGAAAAGAGAUGUGACUAGCGUUUGGGGAAGUUAAAUCAUCUAAAUGUGCAUGUUCCUUGACAAUUGUUAAAAUGUGAAUUUCUGACUGUGAUACUGAGUGUAACUGGCCAUUUUAUUUAUUAUGUUGCCAAGAUUAUGUACAAUUAAAUGAAUUUUUUUUUCAUUGUUAUCAUGCCAUGUAAUUUAUGUAUAUUUAUGAAUUAUGAAUGUGUUACAUGAUGCCAAGCAAAUUUUAAAAAUGCAUAUUGAUUGAUAUUACAGAACACAAUCAUGUACAUAUUUCCACAUUAUGUAAAAUGUUUUAAAGACAUUGAUGUGAUAUGGAGGGAGUAAUAUCCAAAUAAAUGUAAAUGUAUGUUGUUAUGACAGGACUUUGACAAGGGGCUUGUUUCAUUUCUUAAGCUAGCUUUCUAUUUCUAAAUUACAUGUAUAUUUUAUUUUCCAAUAUAUUUAUAUGAGACCAUGGUAAAAAAAAAAAUUCAUGGUGUCUCUUUGUAUGUUUUUCCAUAGAUGAUGAGAUUUUAAUAGGAUUACAUUAAUUUUGUAAAACUUGAACCGUUAUAAGUAUUAUUCUUUUAAAACUAUCUUUAUGCAUCAAAAUAUUAGAUAGUGUUUCCAUAAUUUGAUGCAUAAAUAGAGGUUCUGUAACUCUUUGUGGGUUGCUUAUUUGCACCGAGUCAGACAUAAAUCUAUUCUGUAGUCUAGCUUCUCUACACUUCGUCCAAUAAUAGAAAUAGGUCAAUAUCUAUGUACAUGUAUUAGUGGGAUGGAUGAUUUUCAGCGGGUAUUAAAUGUACCACUUUUUUUUUUUCAACCUGUUGUGGUCAUGAACAUCUUCUCCAUGUUGUGUUUCAGUGGGCUGGAUUUAUGCCCCAUGAUUGACCACAGUAUUUAUGUAUAAUUGGUAGACAAGGUUUUGGGGUCUUUAGUCUUUGAAUAGGCAGGGCUUCUCAAUAUCAGUUUGAGUAAGUGUUCUAUAAGGUUGUGACCUUGUUGCUUCAUCAUUGUUCAAUCAUGACAGAAAAUUCUCAUUCACUGCACGUAAUUAAUUCGUUAUACUUAAUCCUGACAUAAGGUGAUCGACCAUAUAAGUACAUUGUGGGCGGCAAAGAUGAGAAGUAUUGUUAGACUUAUUCCAGAUAAUUUAAAGCUUAGGUCAAGAGUAGAGAGGACAAAACUCUUAUUUAUUAAUUAUUUUUGUUGUUUUUUUUGUUUCGUUUUUUUUUAGUAUUUUGAUGUAAGUUGUAUGGCUCCUGUAUGUAUAAAACAUUACGUACUUUCCAUUUAUUUUUUUUUACAACGUGAACGCUCUCUGAUUAUGGUUGUUGUCUUCUCAUUGAUGUGAAGUUGUAGUUAAGACAAUCAUAUUUCCCCCAACAUUAAGAACUCCAUACCUUUCAUGAGAAAUCUUGGUUAAGAUUACAAUUAGCCAUUUCACAGAUAUAUGCAUAUAAAUCGAUCCUUAAUGAAAAAAGUUUUUGUUUUAAAUUUAGCGACUGGACAGGAGAUUAAUUUAUACAAAUGGUUCUCGAGUUGAUCUCGAUUAUCUAAGAAGUUUAUUAAUUUAGCAUACUCAGAAGACUGAGAUAUGCCAUUUUAAAGAGUGAGUAUGCUAAGUUCAAAUUUCAUGUUUUAGUGGUAAAUAGCUGAUGAGCAUCAAGGUUUGUAAAAUUCUACAUCAGCUUUCCUUUUAUUUGUUCAUUCAGUCAUGUAUCAAAUAAUUACAUACUUUCAUUUAAGUUAUUGAAAUUAAAUGAUAUGCAGUCAAUAAAAUACUUUAAGCUUGA
This is a messenger RNA of Ostrea edulis (European flat oyster), 5899 nucleotides long. Its product is annotated as sorting nexin-13-like. Gene Ontology annotation, cellular component: early endosome. The record is from RefSeq and is a predicted model, not a curated record. The transcript is spliced from 26 exons. Bases 121 to 2955 code for a protein of 944 amino acids. Lineage: Eukaryota; Metazoa; Mollusca; Bivalvia; Ostreida; Ostreidae. Gene Ontology annotation, molecular function: phosphatidylinositol binding.